This is a messenger RNA of Dromiciops gliroides (monito del monte), 2793 nucleotides long. RefSeq names its product DNA polymerase lambda (gene POLL). Gene Ontology annotation, biological process: double-strand break repair via nonhomologous end joining. Gene Ontology annotation, molecular function: DNA-directed DNA polymerase activity; DNA binding. Gene Ontology annotation, cellular component: nucleus. The record is from RefSeq and is a predicted model, not a curated record. NCBI's taxonomy places the organism in Eukaryota, Metazoa, Chordata, Mammalia, Microbiotheria, Microbiotheriidae. The transcript has 9 exons. The coding region runs from base 329 to 2194 and encodes 621 amino acids.
GGCCCCGUAAAGUCCUUAGGGCUAGGGUGGGGGCGGGGCGCCUAAAGAGGCCAGACCUCGGGGUGAGUUCCCUGCUUCUUGAGGGGCCAGGCCCACGGGGGCCGCCCCUGCCGGGACCGAGAGAUCCCCGCCACCAGGUGGGGUUUGCGGGUCCUCGGGGGUCGGUGCCCCCACGUGGUUCCCGGGCCGCGGCCCCGCCCGGCUUGCUGCCCCGCCAGACACCCUGAUUCUCUCCCCGGGCAGCACCGCACCUACCCCCAACCCCCAGGAAGGAUUUAUUAAGCGCCCACUGUGUUCCAGGCACUGUGCCAAACGCCUGGCACAUAUUAUGUCAUCUGGUCCUCACAACAACCCCGGGAGAGAGAAGGAGCCAGGCUCAGCCCUAACCAUGGAGCCUCGAGGGAUCUUAAAGGCCUUUCCCAAACGGAAGAAAAUGAGAACUGACUCAGACAGAAGCAUCCUCUUGAAGCUUCCAAAGAAGGAAGAAGUAGAAGGCGGAGAGUGGCUGAGCCCACUGCAAGUCCAUGUGUUACCCGCGGGCAUUGGUCGAGCCCGGGCAGAGAUCUUUGAGAAGCAAAUCAUCCAGCAUGGGGGCCGCAUCUGCUCCCCUCAGGCCCCGGGGAUCACGCACAUUGUGGUGGAUGAGGCUGUGGACUGUGAGCGAGCCCUCCGACUCCUGAAAUUAUCACAGCUGCCCCUAGGUGCCCAGCUGGUGAAGUCAGCUUGGCUGAGCCAGUGCUUGCAGGAGCAGAAACUGGUGGACACGGCUGGAUUCAACAUCUUUAUCCCUAGUAGGUACCUGGAUAAGACAGACGUUCGUGUUGAGUCUUUCCAGCCAGAACCCUCUGGAGCUUCAGUCCCCGCAGGGCUUCCUUCUGCCUCUUUCCUUGCUCCACACCAGGAGGCACACUCAAAAUCGAAUACCCAGCCACAGCCUACCUCUUAUGAUGAAGGUAGUGAGGAGGAGGAAGUACAGGUUAGCGCAGCGGACCUGGAAGCCCUGAUCACUGGCCGAUACCCAAGCACCCCGGAGGGAGGCGCUGAGCCCAGCCUGGACCCCACUGUCAGUGAGAAGUGGGUGUGUGCCCAUCCCUCCAGCCAGAAGAUGACCAACCACAAUGCUCACAUUACAGAGAAGCUGGAAGUGCUGGCCAAAGCCUAUGCUGUCCAGGGUGACAGGUGGCGGUCACUGAGCUACUCCAAGGCUAUUAAUGCCCUCAAGAGCUUUCACAAGCCUGUCACCUCCUACCAGGAAGCCUGUGGCAUCCCAGGGAUUGGAAAGGGCAUGGCAGAGAAGAUCAUGGAGAUUGUAGAAAGCGGUCAUCUUCGGAAGCUGGACCACAUCAGUGACUGCGUUCCUGUACUCGAGCUCUUCUCUAACAUAUGGGGAGUUGGAAGCAAGACUGCCCAGAUGUGGUACCAGCAGGUCACUCCUCUGCCCCAGCCCCGCCUCCCCCCUUCACUACAGCAGCUCCCUCCACUGAUUCUGAGCUCUUUGGGGGUGACCUCACUUGACUGGGCUGCAGUUCAGGGCUUCCGGACCCUGGAGGACAUCCAAAGUCAGGCCACCCUGACUGCUCAGCAGGCCAUUGGCCUGAAGCAUUAUGAGGACUUCCUCAUGCGCAUCCCCAGGGAAGAGGCUGCAGAGAUCGAGCAGACUGUCCGGGAGGCAGCCCAUACCCUCAACCCUGGGCUGCUCUCUGUAGCAUGUGGCUCAUAUCGCCGGGGGAAGGCAACGUGUGGGGAUGUGGAUGUGCUGGUCACUCACCCAGAUGGACGAUCUCACCAGGGGGUCUUGGCUCAGCUCCUGUAUGCUCUUCAGCAGCAAGGCUUCCUGACAGAUGACCUGGUCAGCCAGGAUGACAAUGGGCAGCAGCAGAAGUACCUGGGUGUGUGCCAAUUGCCAGGCCCCAAUCGGCACCACCGGCGUUUGGACAUCAUUGUGGUACCCUAUAGUGAGUUUGCCUGUGCCUUACUGUAUUUCACCGGCUCUGCCUACUUUAACCGCUCCAUGAGGGCACUGGCCAAGACAAAGGGUAUGAGCCUUUCAGAACACGCACUUAGCACUGCCGUAGUGCGCGACAGCCAUGGCGUCAAGGUGGGGCUGGGGCGGACAUUGCCCACCCCAACAGAGAAGGAUGUCUUCAAACUCUUGGGCUUGCCAUACCGUGAGCCCUCUGAACGAGACUGGUGACCUCCCCCUGCCAACCUUAGAGACACACACACACACGGGGCCUUCUGCCCUACUCACCUCCCGGUCUCUUUUGCUUGGUAAAGAAGCAGAGAGUGAUCACCAUCCUCCAUAGCACUCUGCACUGGGAGCCUUGACUGUUCAUGAGCCCCGAUGCUUUUCCCUGGAAGAACAUCCAUUGGCCCUCCCAGGAGCAGGCUGUGUGUGUGUGUGAGUGUGUGUGUUUGAGUGUGUAUGUGUGUUUGUGUCACAAUUGCAGUAAAUUGUUUUGGGUUUUUUAUAUGCUUCACUCCUCCCCUUGCCCCAGUUUAAUAAGCAGCAGGUGGCUGCUGUGCAGUCUUUCCCACUUCCUGUGCUGAGGACCCAGGCCUACCUAGAAGGGUCCCACCUUCUAGCCCACUUCCACUCAAGUACUAAGAAUAUAAAGCAUCUUUUGCCAAGGGGGAUGAUGGUUACAGCAAGUGGUCAGCUUGCUUUCCCUUUUUCCUUGCUUCCUAUACUUCUGAAGGGGCAGAGGAAGAGAGUGGUCCAGUGCUGGCAUGUAUGCAGUGGUUGAAGGGUGUGAGGGGAGACUGAGGAAAUAGUAAAAUCCAUUUGACAUA